UUGAUAAUUUAAGAAAAAAAAUAUCGAAAGGAAAAUUUGUACAAUGUUUGGCUUGUCUUACAGCAAUAAUUGCAUGUUUUGAUGAUGGCUUAUUACAAGUAUGGCUAUCACCAGUGAUUCCAAAACUAGUAGCAAAGGAUUCUGAAAUCCCAAUAAAUUCAGAUCAAGAAUCAUGGCUUACGUCAAUGUCGUUAAUAGCUUUAUCAAUUGCAUCUAUAUUUUCAAUCAAAGCUGUUCGAUUAAUUGGAAACAAGACGAUAAUUUUGCUGAGCUGUAUACCAGUAACAUUGUCUCUGUUAUCAAUUAUAUUUGCAACAUCAGUCGCUGAAUUAUAUAUAUCCAGAUUUUUUGCGGGAAUAUGUGACGCCAUGUGUUAUGUAAGUGUCCCCGCAUACAUUGGAGAAAUAGCAGAACCGUCUAUUCGUGGAGUGUUAUCAUCAAUUAUAAUGACAUCGUUAAAUUUGGGAAUCGCAAUCACAUAUUAUUUUGGUUAUGCACUGCCUUUGAAAACGUAUCCAUUGUAUUGUCUUUCAGUUCCAAUUGUAAUGUUUAUUGUUUUUCUGUUCAUGCCUCAAUCACCGUCUUAUCUAAUAUCAAAAGGAAGAGUUGAAGAUGCUAAAAAACAGUUAGAAAUGAUUCGAGAUUCCGAUAUAAGCAAAGAAUUCAAAGAAAUUAAAGCAAAUAUUGAAAAUGAUGUUUCAGUACUUGAGAAUUUUUUUAAUUUAUUUCGAGUGAGAGCUAAUUUAAAAGCUUCAUUAAUUAUUCUUGUAACAGUUUUGAUAUGGAAUUGCUCCGGAAUUAUUAUUAUGGCUAUGUAUUUGCACACAAUUGUGUUGGAAGCACAAGUCAGUCUUCCAGAAAUCAAUCCCAUAGUGAUAUAUUCUUUUGUACAAUUUUUAUCAGGAAUUGGUUGCUUUUUUAUUGUGGAUCGAUAUGGAAGAAAACCAUUAUUAUACAUUUCAUGCACUGGCGCAGCCACAUGUUUAUGUGCCUUGGGAACGUAUUUUUUCUUCAAAAAUAUGAACUACAAUGUUGAAUCAGUGACGAUUUUACCAUUGAUCGCUUUAAUUUUAUAUGUAUUUUUCGCUAGUAUUGGCCUCGGUAAUAUUCCAAUUGUGUAUACAUCGGAAUUAUUUGCAUAUAAUAUGCAAAGUUAUGGCGGUGCAAUAUUAUGUAUAAGUUAUGGUGUGUUUGGUUUAGGUGCAAAUUCACUGUUUCAAAUAAUUACAAAUCAUUGGGGUAUGCACAUAAUUUUCUGGAUAUUUGCUGUUCUUACUUUAAUGGGAGUGUUAGUUACAUAUAUUUGGCUCCCAGAAACUAAAAAUAAAUCAAUUAUAGAAAUUCAAGAAUAUUUAACAGCACCAUAUGAUCUAUUGCGUGAAAAAAAUACUCAAUUGAGUGCAAUAAUGGGUGAUGUGUCUAUUGAUUAUAGUAAACGAGCUCGUUCAGCAAAAUUUAAACAAUAUUUAGCAUGUUUUACAGCUACAAUUGCAUUGUUUGAUGAUGGUUUAAUUUACGUGUGGUUGUCACCAGUAAUUCCAAAAUUAGUAGCAGGAGAUUCUGGGAUAUCAAUAACUCCAGAACAAGAAGCAUGGCUUACAUCAAUGAUGCUAGUAGCUGCGUCAAUUACAGCAAUAUUUUCAAUACAUUCAAUUCGCUUAAUUGGCAGUAAAAAUUUAAUUUUAUUGAGUAAUAUUCCAAUGAUUUUAUCACUCUUAUUGAUCAUAUUUUCAACAUCAGUUCUCGAAUUGUAUAUAUCAAGAUUUUUAGUUGGAAUUUGUGAUGUAAUGUGCUUUGUGGGUGCACCCGCAUAUAUUGGAGAAAUUUCAGAACCAUCUUCACGUGGAAUAUUAUCAACAUUUAUUAUGAUUUCAUACAAUUUGGGAAUAGUAAUUACUUUAUACUUUGGUUAUGUCCUACCUUUGAAAACAUAUCCACUGUAUUGCCUUCCAGCUCCAUUUAUAAUGUUUAUUCUUUUCCUGUUCAUGCCUCAAUCACCGUCUUAUCUAAUAUCAAAAGGUAAAGUUGAAGAAGCUAAAAAACAGUUAGAAAUGGUUCGAAAUUCUGAUAUAAGCAAAGAAUUCGAAGAAAUUAAAACAAAUAUUGAAAAUGAUGUUUCAGUACUUGAAAAUUUUUUUAAUUUAUUCCGAGUAAGAGCUAAUUUAAAAGCUUCGUUAAUUAUUCUUGUGACAGUUUUCAUAUGGAAUUGCUCGGGAAUUAUUAUAAUGACUAUGUAUUUACACACAAUAGUGUUGGAAGCACAAGUCAAUCUUCCGGAAAUCAUUCCCAUAGUCAUAUAUUCUUUUGUACAAUUUUUGUCAGGAAUUGGUUGCACUUUUAUUGUGGAUCGAUAUGGAAGAAAACCAUUAUUAUACAUUUCAUGCGUUGGCACAGCCGCAUGUUUAUUUGCCUUAGGAACGUAUUUUUUCUUCAAAAAUAUGAACUACAAUGUUGAAUCAGUGACCAUUUUACCAUUGAUCGCUUUAAUUUUAUAUGUAUUUUUCGCAAGUAUUGGUCUUGGUAAUAUUCCAAUUGUGUAUACAUCGGAAUUAUUUGCGUAUAAUAUGCAAAAUUAUGGCGGUGCGAUAUUAUCUAUCAGUUUUGGUGUGUUUGGUUUGGGUGCAAAUUCACUAUUUCAAAUAAUGACAAUUCAUUGGGGCAUGCACAUAAUUUUCUGGAUAUUUGCGGUUCUUACCUUAAUGGGGGUAUUAGUUACAUAUAUUUGGCUACCAGAAACUAAAAAUAAAUCAAUCACAGAAAUUCAAGAAUAUUUGACAACGCCGAAAUCUAAAAAAGAAAUGACAAAAAGUUAGAAACAAUUUGUUACAUACACAUAGAAUAUGGACCUAUAUUAGAAAACUGUUGAAAUUGUGGCUACUUGCCACAAUGCGUGCCUAAAUAUUAAACUACCAUUCAAUCUAAGGAGGUCCGUGAGGUCCUAAGCCUGGGCCUCACGGGCCUUAGCUUAAAUCCAGCCCUGGGAAGUAGCAAUAUCACUUAAAAGGUAAAAAGAAACAAAAUUUCGAUAAUAUUUCUUUGAGAAAGCCUUUGAUAAUAUCGAUAGGAAUAUGUUAUAGGCGACUAUCUCAUAUAGGACUUUCUAAAACUAGGAUUCAGGGCCAGAUUAACUAUUAGGCAAAAAGGCUUUAGCCUUAGGCCCUUGAAUCUUUGGCUCUCGAUUAUUGGUACUUGCUAUAAACAGUGAACUCGCUAGAAAUUUAAAUGCCGAAAAGAUAAUUCACGAUUUUGCUAGCAUAAAAGCAAAA
Chrysoperla carnea is the source of this 3266-nucleotide messenger RNA. Its product is annotated as facilitated trehalose transporter Tret1-2 homolog. Gene Ontology annotation, molecular function: transmembrane transporter activity. The coding region runs from base 186 to 2813 and encodes 875 amino acids. The record is from RefSeq and is a predicted model, not a curated record. The transcript is spliced from 4 exons. Lineage: Eukaryota; Metazoa; Arthropoda; Insecta; Neuroptera; Chrysopidae. Gene Ontology annotation, biological process: transmembrane transport. Gene Ontology annotation, cellular component: membrane.